AUGUUUGGCUGGAACAAUCCACAUCUGGGAAUCUGUGACUAUCCAUUCAUUUCCAUUCUUAUCAUGGACAACCAGGAUUUGAAAUCUAGCAAUCAGCGAGAUGAAAUUGCUGCAGCACGUGCAUCCUUGAAGGAAAAUUCCUCUCUCCUACAUUCAGUAUGUUCAGCUUGUUUGGAACAUUCAGAUGUUGCAUCCCUGAAAACCAGCAAGGAUUCAAUUUGCAAUGAAAUGCAGAAUGCUCUCAAUGUAAUUUCUAACGCUUCCCAAGGAGUUGGAAAUAAAAUGGGACAACCUGCAUCUCACACAGCUACUCUUGGAAGUGCGCUUGAUGAGCUUGAGAAUUUAAUUGUCCUGGAUCCUCUGGUAGUGAAUGAAGAUAAAAUAAGGCCGUCACUAGAGAAACGCCUGGAAGCUAUUAUCAGUGGAGCAGCUUUGCUGGCUGAUUCUUCUUGCACGCGUGACUUUCAUCGAGAACGCAUCAUUGCUGAGUGCAAUGCUAUCCGCCAAGCUCUCCAAGACCUGCUUUCUGAAUACAUAAACAAUGCUUCUUCCUAUCUGAGUGUUGCUAGUGGGACCUGCAAUGUUCCAGAGGCACCAUAUGCCAUAAGCGCCACCUUUGAAAAUCCUGGCUGGCAGCUGGUUUGUCAGGGAGCUGUAUGA
Messenger RNA from Leptosomus discolor (cuckoo roller), 660 nucleotides. The record is from RefSeq and is a predicted model, not a curated record. NCBI's taxonomy places the organism in Eukaryota, Metazoa, Chordata, Aves, Leptosomiformes, Leptosomidae.